This is a messenger RNA of Cyprinus carpio (common carp), 3088 nucleotides long. Its product is annotated as zinc finger protein 395-like. Gene Ontology annotation, biological process: regulation of transcription by RNA polymerase II. Lineage: Eukaryota; Metazoa; Chordata; Actinopteri; Cypriniformes; Cyprinidae. Gene Ontology annotation, cellular component: nucleus. Gene Ontology annotation, molecular function: RNA polymerase II cis-regulatory region sequence-specific DNA binding; DNA-binding transcription factor activity. The record is from RefSeq and is a predicted model, not a curated record.
UAGAAAAACCCGGCAUCGGAUUAUACACUGGAGCGUCUCAUCUGUGUGAAGACGGAAGCAAUGCGGAUUAAACCCGAAUCAAACAGAAGCUCGACUCAUCCGUGGCGUGUAAAGUGAACACUGCAGAUUAGACUAGACCGCUUUAAUAGCAGUGUUCUUACGCGCGCGGUGCUUUCUCAAACAAGUACAGUUAUGCAUAACUGUAAAAAUCCAGGCCAGGAUUUUGAAUACCUGAACGCAAGCCGUUCUCUGGGCUCUGAAAAGGGACGUUUUCGAGUUACAGCCGGUCAGAGCGAGCCUUGUGGGAAGGGGGUGUGUUGAAAUUUGGCAAAAGUACGUGCGCAGCGUUCAUUGAAAGUUUUUUCCGGUUUCAAUGCAUUCGUGUCUUUUCGCUGCUCUGUACACUUCUCAGGAAAGACUGCAUUUUUGCUGCCUUUGAGCUUCCUGUUCGUCAUUUGAAUAGCGCUGCUGAAUCUCCAUCAGGAGUUCUUCAAAGCAGUCAAGAAGGUGCUAGGAACGGAAAAUGGUGCCGAAGACCAGGCUUGGGAAACGGUCCCCACUGGGCACCCUGGUGUGUGGUUCCUCAGCUGAGGGCCUGACAGAGACGGGACCCCUUGGAUGCCCGGAUAGUGGGCCUCACAGAAGCAAGCUUUACCCGGGACAGAAGGUGUAUGUGCACUGUGGAGGCCAAGAAUGUGGAGGUGUGGUCGAACAGCAUAACCACGUGGACAAUGAGGUUUCUAUCUUCCUGCCGCAGCUCAACCAGCACGUUCAUCGCAAGCUGGAAGACGUGUGGACGAGCCCCACGCCCAGUCAUACCUCCUCAGUCUCCUCAUCCAUUGAUGUGCCAAGAAGGAAUACAGAGACAGUGGACAUGGAUGAGAUUAUGGCUGCAAUGGUGCUUACAAGUCUGUCGUGCAGUCCAGUCAUCCAGCACUCCGCUCCGGUGAAGGCAACUCAAGCUUCAUGUCGAAUAGAAAAUGGUGGUGGCGAACUGUAUGAUGGUGGAUAUUGGAGCUGCGACCAUGGAAACGGAAGCCCCGCCCCAUCCCCACCCAUCACAGAGAUGGACAAGAGUGCCCCUCUCGUUGAUGAAGGCCUGGACAUGGAACUGGACCAAAUGUUGUUUAAUGAGCCAACGCCAAGGAAACGCAAGAACUCCGUUAAAGUUGCAUAUCGGUGCUUGUGGCCAAACUGUGGAAAAAUACUGACCACAGUAGUGGGCAUCAAACGUCACAUCCGAAAUUCUCAUCUUGGACAAAGUGAUGAGCACUCCCAAAGGGAAGAAGACUUCUACUACACUGAAGUUUAUCAGGACUUGGAACAGACCACUCCCUCUGGUGGCCAUCGGUCCUCCUGCACUUCUCCUUCCAGUCCCAGCCGGCACACGACCCCCUCUCCCACCACCCCGGAGAUGCACCAGCACAGCCCACUCAGCCAGUCCGCCCCGGGCAGCUUCUGGCAGGUCCAUUCUGAGCACUCUUACCAGGCUCCUCCACCUGUACAGGUUGUGACCCCGAUCAAACCGUUGUCUGUUUCUGUGUCUUGUCACUGGACUCCAUCGCUCACAGUUCACCAGAGCAAACAGGGCUCACCAUUCCGCCGUCGUUCAGUGAGUGUUGGUGAACAGUGGCUCCAGAAUAACAACGCCACCUUCAGGCCACAUCCUGCCAGUGUUUCACCUCCAAGAAACCAUUGCACUUCAAGGAGGAUUCGGGGCGAAGCCAAGAAAUGCCGGAAGGUGUACGGCAUUGAACACCGAGACCAGUGGUGCACCGCCUGCCGCUGGAAAAAGGCAUGUCAGAGAUUCCUCGACUGAAUCCUUCUUUAGAAAAAGAACACUUACGUUAUAGAGAGCCACAAGAGGGGAUGUAUCUGGAACUAUGGUUGGAAGAAACCAAAAGAGCACCUUUUGUGACUUAAGACUUUUUCAGCUUUCAUCACAAUUGCGUGUUUUUGAAAUGUGCUGACGAACAAUGUGGGUGCUGCAGUCUUCCUGCAACUUAUAUCAAGAACUGAUGAAGUCUGACCUUCCUUUUACAAACAGUAUGCAGCCAUAUACAACAGCAGCAGUCAUAUACUUUUUGUUUAAUGUGGUUUAUACAAUGUCGUUAUCAGACACAUAUGGAAAUUUUACUUGUCAUUCCAAAUUAAUAGCUAAAAUGAGACAGGAGAGAGGUCUUUACCACGGGCUAUUGCUUUCAGGGGCAAAAUUGGCAGCUUAUGCUUAAUUGUAGAUACACAAGAAAGCAGAGUAAAUGUAUUAAUAGCAUAUAACGUUUAUGUUCAUGUAUGCCAUGUUUACCUGCAGCACAAAAUUUUCUAAAACAAACUUUUGAAAAAGAAAUAGGAAGAAAAAAGGUUUUUUUAUUACGAUUUUGAUAUCUGUGACGUGUUAAAUCCUGUUGUGUCAUUAUCGUGUAUUUCUGUGUCACAGGGUAUACUUCUGUGGAAUGAUAUGAUUCACUUUUCUGUCACAUCGAUACUAAUUGAAGUAUCUGUGCAAACAUGCAUGAUCUUAUGCAAUUAUUCAUUUACUUUUGUGCUUCUCGCCCCAGCCUGCUCACUUGCUGUUUGUCUGUUUGCCAAAGAGAAUCUUAGCAAGAUAAUACAUCAUAUACAUCUCUGCAUAAUAAAUGUGAAAUGAAUCUGAUGACCAUUUAUGUGAAACCAAUUGUUUGGUUGGUUUAUACUCUUAAUACUGGGUCCAAAUAUUUUGUUACUUGGUAGAACACUUCUGUACGUCAUCUUUUUGGUUUUUAUCUGUAGCUCAACAUAUUUUGCAAUGCUUGAUGCUUUGACAUCAUAAAACUGAAUGUACCUGAAUAUCUCCGUAAGUCUUUAUGAACUUCCGACAGUCAGUGUCAUAGCUGUUUAAGGAUAUCCUAGUCUGUAAAGUCUGAGAGACAUUCAACGAACCACAUAGAGAACAAUCUAUUUGUAUAUUUUUUGUAAAGUACUUCCCAAGUAUUUGAAUUUAUGAAAAGUCAUAAACUGUCUGAGAUCUAUUCGAGAUAAAAGUAUAAUUUCUUUUCAUGAAACUUAUGUUGCUCCCUGCCUUUUAUAAAUAAACAUUUGUGUAAAACAA